CAAUAAGGAGCCGAGUCGCCCGAUAAAUAUAUGAUCAAUUCCUCAUCUAACACAGAAGAUAUUCAUUUGAACAACAAAACAAAUACCUCUCUGGAUUUAGCCAUGGCGGAUAAGACCUUCAAGUAUGUGAUUGUCGGCGGUGGCGUCGCGGCUGGAUAUGCAGCUAGGGAAUUCGCAAAACAGGGACUAAAUGCUGGAGAGUUGGCAAUUAUAUCCAAGGAGGCGGUUGCUCCUUAUGAACGUCCAGCUCUCAGCAAAGCCUAUCUAUUUCCCGAGUCACCUGCUAGAUUACCGGGGUUCCAUGUAUGUGUUGGAAGUGGUGGGGAGAGGCUGCUUCCAGAGUGGUACAAGGAAAAAGGGAUCGAGUUGAUUCUUAGUACAGAAAUUGUUGAAGCAAAUCUCUCUGCCAAGACACUCAAAAGUGCUUCUGGGGCAAUUUUUAAGUAUCAGAUUUUGAUUAUUGCCACUGGUUCUACCGCAAUAAGAUUGUCAGACUUUGGAGUUCAAGGAGCUGAUGCCAAAAACAUUUUUUAUUUGAGAGAAAUUGUCGAUGCUGAUCAACUAGUUGAAGCAAUCAAAACAAAGAAAAAUGGAAAAGUGGUUGUUGUUGGAGGAGGAUACAUAGGUCUUGAGCUUGGUGCAGCGUUGAGAAUGAACAACUUUGAUGUCAGCAUGGUUUAUCCUGAACCAUGGUGCAUGCCCCGGCUGUUCACUCCUGCAAUAGCUGCUUUCUAUGAAGGUUAUUAUGCAAAAAAAGGAGUCACAAUCAUUAAAGGCACAGUCGCUGUAGGCUUCACUGUUGAUGCUAAUGGAGAGGUCAAGGAAGUGAAACUUAAAGACGGGCGGGUUUUAGAAGCAGACAUUGUUGUUGUUGGUGUUGGUGGACGACCCUUGACAAACUUGUUCAAGGGCCAAGUCGAAGAAGAAAAAGGAGGCAUUAAGACUGAUGGAUUCUUCAAAACGAGUGUUCCUGAUGUGUAUGCCGUGGGCGAUGUAGCUACUUUUCCUUUGAAGCUUUACAGUGAAUUGAGAAGAGUCGAGCAUGUUGACCAUUCUCGCAAAUCAGCAGAGCAAGCUGUAAAGGCCAUCAAGGCGAGCGAAGCGGGCAAGGCCGUCGAGGAGUAUGACUAUCUACCAUACUUCUACUCUCGAUCCUUCGAUUUGUCGUGGCAGUUCUACGGGGAUAACGUUGGAAACGCGGUGUUGUUCGGAGACAGCAGUCCUGAAUCAGCAACUCACAAGUUUGGAUCAUAUUGGAUUAAAGAUGGGAAGGUUGUGGGAGCUUUCUUAGAGGGUGGUAGUCCUGAAGAAAACAAGGCCAUUGCCAAAGUUGCAAGUGUUCAGCCAUCAGUUGAGAACGCAGAUCUGCUGAUACAGGAAGGUAUCUCCUUUGCAUCUAAGGUUUAAAAAUUUCUUCCAUUCACACCAUUAACUCAAUAAAUUCAGGUGCUUAGACUGAAUAUUUGAUCUUCAUAUAGCAAUGAACUCUCUCUAGUUUCUUAACUCUGUCUGUUUGUCAUUGGAAAAUCGAACUGAAUCUUAGAACUAAAUUUAUCGAAGAUUUUAAAUUUAGUGUUG
Cucurbita moschata (crookneck pumpkin) is the source of this 1578-nucleotide messenger RNA. Its product is annotated as monodehydroascorbate reductase, seedling isozyme. Lineage: Eukaryota; Viridiplantae; Streptophyta; Magnoliopsida; Cucurbitales; Cucurbitaceae. Bases 31 to 1407 code for a protein of 458 amino acids. Gene Ontology annotation, molecular function: flavin adenine dinucleotide binding; oxidoreductase activity, acting on NAD(P)H. The record is from RefSeq and is a predicted model, not a curated record. Gene Ontology annotation, cellular component: cytoplasm. The transcript is spliced from 10 exons.